UCAACUCGCGCUGUUAUGGAUUGAGGCCGAAUACCGUUUUUCCUGAGAUUUGGAUUUUGAUAUUUUUUUUAGAUAAAGAAAAUUUCUUUUUGUGUGAUUUAAAAAUCCAAUUUUACACUGGAAAACGGCGUAGUUAGCGUGGGUGGGUGUGGUCACGAUUACAAAGCAACGAAAACGUGACCAGUCGAUGCAGGAAGGAUGACGAGCUUGACCCAUUUAGAAGAAGGUUUGAUAAAUGGGGACGAUCUCAUAAACCUGGGUGCUCCUGCUAAUGGCGAAAAUGGACCAGCACCAACACCAUCAACAUCAGUAAGUUAUGGCUCGUCGUCAACAUGUUCUCAAGGACAGCCUCCUCCUCCCCCUACUCCUCUCGUCAGGGUUAUGGUCACAACCACCACUCCCACACAGCCGAGCACUCUCACCUCCACCGGACAAAUGGGGCCACCACUAAUUCCUAAACCCAAACCGAAACGAUGGGUGUCAAGAAACAAGUAUUUAUUGGGGUCGCUUUCUCUAUCAGAUGACGACGACGAAGAACGAGGGCGAACCAAGGGAAAGGGAAAUAAAGGCAAGACGAAUAAAGGACAACAAGAAAAUACUUGUUACGUGUGUGAUCUCUGCGAUGGAAAGUUUAGUUCGAGUUCAAGCCUUCAAAAGCAUCAACGCGUUCAUACAGGAGAACGACCCUUCGAGUGUACAAUCUGCAGUAAACGGUUUGUCACAAAAUUCGCUCUGGAACGUCACGCGAUCGGGCACGAUCCCAAUUCCUCUAAGGCCAUCGUUUGCAGUAUUUGCGAUAAACGGUUCUCAACCAAGGAAUGGUUGGUCAUUCAUGUUCGAAGCCACACGGGGGACACGCCUUUCAAUUGCGACGCGUGCGAAAAGAAAUUUACUAGUCAGAGCAGUCUGAAUCGCCACGCGCUUACCCAUAAGAGUGAGAAGGGUUAUCUUUGUCAAGAAUGCGGCAAGCUUUAUCAAAGUAGUCAAGCGAUGCGUGUACAUUUAGAGAGUCACGGUCACGGACCGGAGCGGAAUUAUCCCUGUCCCAAGUGUCGCAUGAGAUUUAGGAGAGCGUUGGAUUUACAACGGCACUCAAUGACACAUCGAGACGUACAAAUGCUGCCCUGUCCUCUACCCUCUUGUGAACACCAGUUUCGCCGAAAGGACAAUUUGCUCAGACAUCUGCAACUUACUCACAACCAAACGAGGGAAGAAGCUCAUGAAACUUUUAAUAUGUUGAAUACCAGUAGUAGUAAAACCUCCGAAUGCAAUGAUAGUGAUAGUGCACCAGGUUCCGUCUCUGCAAGUUCUGACAAUGAAAUUCCAUCAGCACCAGCUUCCUUGAAUGGUAUAGACGAAUCUCCACGAACGACGGGGGGAAGAAGUAAUCGCAGAAAAAAUAAUCAAAACACGACGAAGACUAGAGUAAAACGGUCACAAAGGAAGAACACAACUGUACAAAAUCCAAAAUCAAGAAAACGUAAAAAUCCACAAGUGCAAAGUUCAUCACCACCACCAGCAGCGGUAUCGGAAGACCCAGAUUCCUCACUUCAGUCAAUUCCUAUUGAAGAAAAUAUGCCAGAAAUUACAACAUUAUUGGAUCCCAAAUGUACCCAAAUUCCUGUCCAACCAACAACCAUGACUCCACAUACGGCUCUCAUAGAAGAUACAACUUACCCACCAACGAAAAGUGUCACCACAUCAGUCAUUAUGAUGGCAAAAUCGACAUCGUUAAAUAAUAAUACAUCGUCUCAACAACAAAAUCAUCCCUACCAUCACCGGAAGAAGUAUAAACGUGCCAAUGAAGACACUACGACGAACACCGAGCUGGAUGACGAUAUUAAUUAUGAUAACCAUCCCAAAAGUCCCUCAUCGAACACGCUAUCCCUCCAGGUCCCCUAUCCAACCCGGAAUAUCUCACCCGGACAAGAGUACAUCAACUAUUUGAACAAUUUAAACAAUCCGAUCGCCUACAGAGUCCGGGAUAGGUCGUCAUCCUUUCAAAAUCGUCAAUCCCUUGGGAUCAGUAGCAGUAGAAAUUAUGGUCAGAAUAAUUCAAAUCGAAUGGAACCUUCUUACCCAAAAAAGUAUUCGGAGCAUGAGGUGUCAUACAAUUCCAAAGAAAAUCAAAAUGAUAAUAACUUUUCAGACGUAAUGUCCACUAAUCAACAAAUCAAUAUCCACCAGACCGGAAAUCCUGACACUUUUACCUUUCAAGGCAACAAUUAUGAUAUAUCUGCCUCCGCUGCUCCAGGAUACUUUCAACCUCCUCAGAUCCAAUAUCAACUUGCAGAUUCUGAAAUAGACCCUGGAUAUUUAGAUUUGUCCUUGUCCUCUCCCCCCGAUUCAAUGUACGACAGGAGAAACAAUUCUUCCUUCCCACCCUCCUCUUCGAUGAGAUCAUCAUCAUACUCUAACGGAUCAAACCUUGUACCUACCUCUUCCUAUUAUACGAUGGAAACGAACGGUCUAAAUUACGACCAACAACAGCAAUUCAUCUCGGAAGAUCUAACCCCAUUAUGUUACGUUCAAUCUUUGUCUCAACAAGAAAAUAGCAAGGAAUCUAUGACUAGAAACGUGUCGUCCAACUAUGACGGGGGAUAUUAUGAGACCCAGUCGUCUUCUUCCCUCACGUAUAGCGUAAUGCAGCCCCUUUUGGAAUCAUCGGGCGACAUGUAUCAAAACCAGGAGAUUUCUCUCACCCAACACCCUCCGCAUUUGGUUGACUAUAUAGAAGAGAAUUGUGAGCGACCCUUUAACGUUACUGUGAUCAAGCGAGCUUCUGCCUCACAUCAACACGAGCAACCAAAUACUCAAAAUGUUUUCCAAGAGUCUCAUUACCAAAGACAUUUUCAAGACAUUCAGGAUUUUACUCAAGUUGGAUCAUCAUCUUCUCGACAACAUAUUAUUUCCGAAUCUUCUAUAGGAUUGGGUGUGGGUCCAAUUAGCAUCACUCUCAGUUCCAGUGAAGAUGAAACCGGGCCGUCGAGCACAGGGAACAAGAUCCUCUAUCAGCAUCCUUACCACCACGGAGGAAAGGACAUGAUUGUAAACCGAGAUCCCAGGAAAAACUUUCUCCACAGAGAAUCCAGAAAUAAGUACCAACAAGAUUAAGAUUUUAUGUACUUGAAUCGGUGAUUGUAAUUAUAAGUCGUAGUUGAGUAUGAUAUUUUAGUAUGUGUAUGUUCCUUUCCCGUGAUACGAGUAAUCUAAUCUAUUUGUUUUGAAGCAGAUUUACUCGGAAAUUUUAUAUAUUUCGACUUGAAACUAUUUAUUUAUAUUCAAGGCGAGAUUUAUUGUGCUAUCUAUGCAAUGCGUUAAUUAAUUAGCUAAUUAGGAGACAAGUUGUACAUCUGAUCCCUGAUUUAUUUAUGGUCGAGCUCUCUCUCUCUCUCUCUCAAGUAAAGAGAAACUUGUGUUUACUGUCUCCUCUAGUUCAAAUUGUACGAGACGCGUAACUAUUUUGUGACGCUAAUUCCAGUACGUACAAAUAUAUACAAAUAUUUAUGUUCCAUGAGAUGAAUAAAAUAUAUAUACAGCUCAAAGUUGUUGAAAAGAUA
Folsomia candida is the source of this 3560-nucleotide messenger RNA. RefSeq lists its product as uncharacterized. The record is from RefSeq and is a predicted model, not a curated record. Gene Ontology annotation, cellular component: nucleus. The coding region runs from base 199 to 3114 and encodes 971 amino acids. The transcript has 6 exons. NCBI's taxonomy places the organism in Eukaryota, Metazoa, Arthropoda, Collembola, Entomobryomorpha, Isotomidae. Gene Ontology annotation, biological process: regulation of transcription by RNA polymerase II. Gene Ontology annotation, molecular function: RNA polymerase II cis-regulatory region sequence-specific DNA binding; DNA-binding transcription activator activity, RNA polymerase II-specific.